Molecule: messenger RNA, 1758 nt
Organism: Penicillium cataractarum
Lineage: Eukaryota; Fungi; Ascomycota; Eurotiomycetes; Eurotiales; Aspergillaceae
Product: Tti2 family protein
Exons: 4
Coding region: 1-1758 (585 amino acids)
Cellular component (GO): nucleoplasm; cytosol; centrosome
Source: RefSeq, a predicted model, not a curated record
AUGGAUCAGCUACGCAAAGAGGUCCGCGAGGUACUCCAGCGCGAUGCUUGGAAUCGACCGGGUUUCUUGCGGGCGGCAUUUGCGGCGACGGCAAAGAAUGGACUGCCCGAACUGUGGCAGGACCUGGCAUCCCACGAUAGCACCAUCCAUCUGGAUGUCUGCGAAAACCUUUACACGGCCUUUUCCUUCGUCGAUGGCUGGGAUCCCCUCCUGCCAAACGACGGAGGGCCAAAGCAGCUGGACAGGAACGAGGCCGAGGCCGUCAGAAAUCUAUUCCAAUGGGCUAGUCAACUUGCGCUUCCGUCGUCAGCAUUUGCAGCAGCCUUUGAUGAGCAUGUAGAGAUCAAGAACGCACAAGAAGAGAGCCGGCUCAGAUCCGCCCUGGCUAUUCAACUCAUUCUGCAGCUUUCUGCAAAGACUCCUCCAGGUCUAUCGGAUCGCUCAAUAGCUAGCUCUCCCGAUGUCAUAUUGGCCGCAGCCUGUUUCACCGAGCAGAAAGAUCCUUGGACGACUGAGGAUAGCCACGACGAGGCUUCAAUGUAUCUUGACGUGACCAUGCAAGAUGGCAAAUGGGAUCUCAUUGCGCGGUUACUCAAGGAGAAGAUCCGGCCAUUAUUCACCAAGGCCAAGAACCCUGCUAUCACCAGCGAAGGUCGCAAGAACUUGCACCCCGUGCCUUUGAGUCGGUUCGACGGAAGUAUUCUCGACGAUGAGCUGAAGCCUUGGAAGUUCAGAGAUGUUUAUGCUACAAGAGUUCUUUCAUGGGUCAUUUCUCGGUAUAAACCCACCGACAAAGCCCAUCUCGAAGCACACUUUCCUCUUCUCGUUCCGGCAAUCCUGGCCUUGAUCGACGACAGUAAUCUCACGUUCAAGAGAAUGGGCUGUGAACUCUUCACCAAAGUCCUGCAGCCCAUUCACCAGAGCGGAUCCGAUAUUCUCGUUCGCACAAACUUGACCUCCGUCUUCGAGGACGCUAUUACGCCCUGUCUUCUCUCCCUACCAACAAUUACCCCAGAAGACAACUCUAUUCAGCUACUCAGCGCCGCAUACCCAGCACUCCUCUCCCUCUUCGAGACAGUCUACAAAACGCCCUCACCGAAGAAAUCACAGGACCAGGACGACAAAGACAAAGAGACAUACGCCGCGAAAAUCUCAAAAAUCCUACGCUCAAAUCUCAUCUCUUCCUUCCAUCACAUCAGUUCUUCGACACCCACUGCCAUCUCAACGUCCGCCUCUUUCCCGCACCCUCGUCUCUCAACCUUCCUCCUAGAAUGGAUUACCACCUUCGUGAAAGAACUCGGCAUCAACACGACAAAAUACCUCCAAGAAAUCGUCCCGGUUCUUUACACUACGCUCACCAACCCCUUCGGAACUGCUCACCCGCCUCUCCUCUUUGCCGCAGUAUCAGCCACCAAAUUUGUGAUCCUCAACGCGCAUCCGCGUAUUUGGAGAUGGCGUGGUGAAAUCCUCGGAGCACUGUGUACAUGCUGGCUCCAUAUUGUGGGCGAGAAAGAAGAUCAAGAGAAAGUGAAGGCGGGUAAGGGCUCGCCUUCAGUGACCGAGCUCGUUAAGAUUACGAGAGAGUUGCAGAGUGCCGUGUACGUUCUGAAGCAUAUUUUGCAGAAUCCCGUUGCGCCCAAUGGGGAAUUUGAUGCGGAUCAAGUGCUCGCGAAGGAAGGCAUGCAGCAGGAAUUACAGACGCUGGUUGAAGCGGAUAGUGAGUUGGAAGGUCUGCUCUUUGCUGAUGUUAAGUCAUGA